Molecule: messenger RNA, 573 nt
Organism: Penicillium paradoxum
Lineage: Eukaryota; Fungi; Ascomycota; Eurotiomycetes; Eurotiales; Aspergillaceae
Exons: 1
Coding region: 1-573 (190 amino acids)
Biological process (GO): regulation of translational fidelity; glutaminyl-tRNAGln biosynthesis via transamidation
Molecular function (GO): glutaminyl-tRNA synthase (glutamine-hydrolyzing) activity
Source: RefSeq, a predicted model, not a curated record
AUGUUCUCUCUUCGCACUGGUGUUCGACUGGCCAAGUCAUUGCGCCCAGCACCAGUCCGGCAGCACAUGGCUUUCUCUCGCUCCUAUUCCGAAAAGUCCGAUUACGCAGAUAUCGAGACUAUACUUGGCGCACCGAACUGGUCUGUUCGGUCACUGCUUCCCAACCCAGCUUCAAAACCGCCACCAUCCGUCACGCCGAAACAACUCCACCAUCUACUGCGCAUCUCGGCUCUUCCCCAGCCUGCCAACCAAGAAGAGGAGCAGUCAAUGCUCGAUACACUGGAGUCUCAGAUUCAUUUUGUGAAGGAGAUUCAACUUGUUGAUACUACUGGGGUCGCGCCGUUGCCCCGGAUUCGCGAUGAAAGCCCUGCUGCUCUAGAGGAGGCCACAAUCGGGAUUGAACGACUUAGGGAAGCUAUAGCUAAGGAGAAGGUGUCCGGACGACGCGGAAAGAUCCAGCGUGUCCCAGGCGAAAAGAACGAUACUCCGGAUGGAACAGCUUGGGAUGGGAAUGUGCUAGGAUCCGCGACAAAGACGAAGGGGAAAUACUUUAUGGUUGAAAUUGGCAAUUGA